GGCGGCGCGUUCCCAUCGUGCCCCGCGGGACUCGUUGCGCCUCCCCCGCGGCGGCGGCGCGGCCCGAGCCCGUCCCGGCCCUUCCCGGCGCUGCCCGGCCCGGCCCGAGAGCCCCGCGGGAGCGCCCCGGCCCGCCCCGCCAUGCCCCCCAAGAAGCAGCAGCAGCCGGCGGGGGGCAGCAAGAAGGCGGACCAGAAGAAGAAGGAGAAGAUCAUCGAGGACAAAACAUUUGGCCUAAAGAAUAAAAAAGGUGCAAAGCAGCAGAAGUUCAUCAAGGCUGUGACUCACCAGGUUAAGUUUGGUCAGCAGAAUCCACGUCAGGUUGCUCAAUCAGAAAGUGAGAAGAAAUUAAAGAAAGAAGAUAAGAAAAAGGAAUUACAAGAAUUAAAUGAGCUGUUCAAGCCUGUGGUUGCUGCACAGAAAAUUAGCAAAGGUGCUGACCCAAAAUCUGUAGUUUGUGCUUUCUUCAAGCAAGGCCAGUGCACUAAAGGAGACAAGUGCAAGUUUUCUCAUGAUUUGUCCUUGGAAAGGAAGUGUGAAAAGCGAAGUGUCUACAUUGAUGCUAGAGAUGAAGACCUUGAAAAAGAUACAAUGGACAACUGGGAUGAGAAGAAGCUGGAAGAAGUAGUGAACAAGAAGCAUGGUGAGGCGGAAAAGAAAAAACCCAAAACCCAAAUAGUCUGCAAAUACUUCCUUGAUGCCAUUGAAAACAACAAAUAUGGAUGGUUUUGGGUCUGUCCAGGUGGAGGAGACAACUGUAUGUAUCGCCAUGCCCUCCCUCCAGGCUUUGUAUUAAAGAAAGACAAAAAGAAGGAAGAAAAGCAAGAUGAAAUCUCAUUAGAAGAUCUAAUAGAAAAAGAGCGUGCUGCCUUAGGACCAAAUGUUACCAAAAUUACUCUAGAGUGUUUUAUUGCAUGGAAGAGAAGAAAAAGACAAGAAAAAAUUGAUAAGGCUGAGCAAGAUAUGGAGAGGAGGAAAGCAGAUUUUAAAGCUGGCAAAGCAUUGGUGAUCAGUGGGCGUGAGGUGUUCGAGUUCCGGCCAGAGCUGGUUGAUGCCGAUGAUGAAGAAGCAGAUGACACCCGUUAUGUCCAAGGAGCAGGAGAUGAUGAUGAGACAGAAGAUCCUGUGUGCAUAAAUGAUGUAGAUUUGAACCUGUAUGUCCCCAAGGCAGUAGAGGAGACUGGUAUUACAGUGGCUAGUCCAGAGAGAUUCAGCACAUACACUUCAGUAGAAAAAGAUGAUAAUAAAUUAAAUGAAGCUUCUGGUGGUGAUAUAAACAGCAGCGAGCAAAAUGAUUUAGAUGAAGAUAAUGAUGGAGAUGGGGAAUUGGAAAAUGGAGUCAUUGAUGCAGUUCCAGUUGAUGAAAAUCUCUUUACUGGAGAGGACUUGGAUGAACUAGAAGAAGAACUAAACACUCUUGAUUUAGAAGAAUGAACUAAAAAGCUCCAGUGAGGAAUUAAACCUAUGUGAAAACUGACUACAUUUUUUUCUCCUUUUUGAAUAGAAUUCUUAAACAAGAUGUUUAUGGUUAUGCAGCUGAAUAUGAUGGGCACGUGAUAUACCAGGAAUGUUUUCCUUCAAUCUCAUCUACUCCAGUCUUGGCUAUGCUCACAGUAAAACGUUCAGAGUAGUUCAGAAUUACCCAACAGCUGAAUUUGCAGACAGUGAGAUUAAAACUUCCAACUAAGAGUAGGAAGUGUAACUGCUUUGCCAGUAUGCAAGUGGGCAGUUUGACAUCAGGUACAGUACAAAAAUCCAAGUAUACAUUCUUCACAAAAAAAAGCAUUUUUAUUAGUGAUUGUGUUGAUUUAGAAACUGCCUGAAGUGGUUUUUAGGCAGGGUACUCUAAUGGAGCUGAUGCAGAUUAUGCUUCUUUAAGUGGUGAUUAGCUUUAUUUGAUCAGCUGGAUACUGAAGAUUGUGAACUGAUAUUUCAUACAAUACCAGUACAGUGCCCUCUGUUUAAAAUGUUUUAAACUUUCCCACCACCUUUUGCCAAUAAAUCUGUAAAUAAAAAUCA
Messenger RNA from Zonotrichia leucophrys gambelii, 2019 nucleotides. RefSeq names its product zinc finger CCCH-type containing 15 (gene ZC3H15). The transcript has 10 exons. Gene Ontology annotation, molecular function: mRNA binding; metal ion binding. The coding region runs from base 142 to 1434 and encodes 430 amino acids. Gene Ontology annotation, cellular component: cytosol. Gene Ontology annotation, biological process: cytoplasmic translation. The record is from RefSeq and is a predicted model, not a curated record. Lineage: Eukaryota; Metazoa; Chordata; Aves; Passeriformes; Passerellidae.